AGGCCCUUGGGCAGCCUGGCUCCCUCAACUGCCGCUGGGGGCUCGGGCUCUGGCCCAUCCAAAGGCUACCCCCAGGCAGCCGACAGCAAGCCGACGCCGUCCGCGCCCUCCAAGCCGGCGGACCGCAACGGCGGCGGCAAUUGGCGCAGCGACGCGGAGAAGUUCCGCGCAGAACGGUCUGCGAGGCCACGGGAGGAUCCCAAGGACAAGAAGGGGCAGCGCGGACGGCAGGGCGGCAGGAACGAGCCCUCUGCCGCGGCGUGCCCAGUGGCGCCCCUCGCCGUGUCGGAGGACUCGUGGGCCGCCCGCCAGCUGCGGCGGCGGCUGGAGCGGCAGGCCGCGGAGGGCGGCGAGCGCGGCGACGGCGAGCCCAGCGUCGAGGAGAUCACACGCCGCAUGAAGAGCAUCCUGAACAAGCUUACCUUGGAUAAGUUUGACGACCUCUUUCGGCAGCUGACCGAGUGUGGUGUGUCAACAGAGGAGCACAUCAGGAUCUUGAUGACAGAGGUGUUUGAAAAGGCCACAACCCAGCACCACUUUGUAGAGAUGUACGUCCUACUAUGCGUGAACCUGGCCGAGUGGUUCUCCUCUCACGUGAAGGUUGGCAACUUCAAACGCGUCCUCCUGGACCAGUGCCAGUCAUCCUUCGAGAACAAUCUGCACCCGCAGGAUGCCGAGAGCCAGUCGAAGGCGCCGCUCAAUGAGGAGGAAGUGGCCGAGAGGCAGCACAAGCACAAGCUGAGAGUGCUCGGCAACAUCAAGCUUAUAGGCCAGUUGUUAGUCAAGAGGAUGGUCGCAUCCAAGGUGCUCAUCGCUUGCGCCGAAGCUCUGCUGGCUGAACCCUCACCCGCCACGCUGGAGCCGCUCGCAUGCCUCCUGUCGACCACAGGGGGCGAGUUCGACAAGAGCGAUUGGAAGCAGUACGACGCCCUCGUCCGGAUCUUCAAGCAGGUGCAGAAGCUGACGAAGGACAAAAAGCUCCCGCAGCGGGCCCGUUUCUUGCUCCAGGACGUCCUGGACCUCCGGAGCACCGGCUGGGAAGACCGGAAGGCGGCGACGCAGAAGCUGGAAGGGCCCAGGAAGCUCGAAGAUUUCGCCAAGGACUGAGCGCAGCCCCCUGGAUGAGGAGUUCAUGGAGGGGGGAGGGGGAGCAAGGCGAUGCCUCCCCCCACCUUCUCAUCCCAAUGUGUCGACGAGAGGUUAUGCCUUUCCAAAGCUCCACCUUUUGAGAAGGCUUUCUCUCUCUCCUGCUGGGUCGCACGGGCGAUGAUGGCAGCAGUGAGGGUGGUGUGAUCUUUCCAGCUCGCUUCUGCGAGCGAUGUAGUAGGGGCCCCAUCCUGGAACAGGAUUGGAACCUGUGUCAGGAUUCGCAGUUCAGGCGCUGACAGAUCUGAGUCCCUGGCCGGGGGUGUCCCCAGCUGCCAAACCCUCCUGGCGCAUCGGGAGCCCCUUCCUGGGCCCCGCCCAGGGCAACCCCCGAAGGCUCGGCGACCCUUCGCCAGGUCGACCUGUGAG
Prorocentrum cordatum is the source of this 1515-nucleotide messenger RNA. NCBI's taxonomy places the organism in Eukaryota, Dinophyceae, Prorocentrales, Prorocentraceae. The record is from the annotation of a GenBank genome assembly.